AUGGAGGAAUCAGAAGCUAGCCUAUCCGGCGCGAGCGUUGCAAAGAAAAGGAAGACAUCGAAAGAUGUAGAUAAAGGGCCAGCUAAAGAUAUCGAGAAAACUAAACCAUCGGCACCGUCAUCAUUAGACUCAUCAAGGACUCAAGAAUCUGGAAACUCUAAAAAGGAUGAUAAGACUGGAACACAGGAAGGAUCUAUUUGGAGCGAGACAAAGACAAAGGCCGGCAAGGAUCGCAAACGUCUGCCCCUGGCAUGUAUAGCUUGUCGUCGUAAGAAGAUUCGCUGCUCUGGCGAAAAGCCCGCAUGCAAGCAUUGCGUCCGUGCUCGCACCCCAUGCGUUUACAAACAGACUGCUCGAAAAUUCGUCCCCCGAACGGAUUAUAUGGCCACCCUCGAUAAGCGUAUGAAACGGAUGGAAGAACGUUUGCUUAAAUAUGUAUCCAAGGAUCAAGCUUCAGCAUUAGGGCCGAUUGCUCGGUCCGUAGUGAAGCCAAAUCCGGCAGUUUUGCAAAACUUGAGCGAUCCCCAAGGGAACAGUCGGAAACGUAGCGCAGAAAAGGCAUUUUCUGAAGAAGCUAGGAAGAAGCCGGCUUUGGUUCCAAAGGUCUCGGAAUCGACGCAGCCCUUGUCUGUGAAACGGAGCCAGGGAGAUGUCAGCGAUGAGAUGCUCGAGGAAGGGAAGGAUAAACUUCCGAGUAGAGAGCUUCAAGAGCAUCUAGUCGAAGUUUACUUUGAGUGCGUUUAUGGACAGACUUAUUUAUUAUUACACAAACCGUCCUUCAUGCGACGGUUCAAAAAUGGAACAGUCCCACCAGUCCUUAUCUUAGCCCUAUGCGCAGUAUCCGCCCGGUUCUCAAACCACCCAACCAUCCGGAAGGACAUGCCUUUCCUCGCGGGCGAAGAAUGGGGCAUUGAGGCUGGCCGAAUCGUCCGCGAAAAUUUUGAUAGGGCAAAUCUUACAAACCUCACCGUCUUGCUCCUCCUCGGUCUGCACGAACUCGGAACUUGCAAUGGCGGAAAAAGUUGGGCUUAUGGUGGAAUGGCCAUGAGAAUGGCAUACGCCCUACAGCUCCACAAAGAAAUCGAUAACGACCCGUUAGGCAUUCCGACGAACAGCUCGAUGUUACACCGGAACCCGAUAUCCUUCACAGAUCGAGAGAUUAGAAGGAGACUGAUGUGGGCGUGUUUCUUCAUGGACCGGUUCAACUCAUCUGGCACUUCCAGACCGCAGUUUCUCGAUGAAGCAGAUAUUCAUAUUCAACUACCGAUAAAGGAAAGAAUGUUUAUUACGGAGCGACCCGGCUUGACAGAAGAUGUUAAUGGGUCCGUGGACCAAAUCGAAACAGGCGGAAGAGACGAACUAAGGAACGUUCAGGCAAAUAUGGGAAUUGCAGCCUUCAACGUUCGAGUUGUGACAUUAUGGGGUCGAGUUAUGAAAUACUUGAAUCAUGGCGGCAAGGAGAAAGACGUGGCACAAAUAUGGAUGCCGGAAUCAAAUUUUGCGAAACUAAAUGCACAAGCUCAUAAGUUACGAGAUACCCUCCCAGAGGCUUUGGUGUAUAAUGAAAAGAACCUUAAUUCGCAUGCUGCCGAGAAAUUGGAGGGCCAAUUUGUCUUUUUGCAUAUCGCCAUCCACCAGAUCUUCCUAAUCCUACAUAGAUUCUCGAUACCGCUGCGGCCGGGUGUCAAGCCUGCUAAUGGAUAUCCAAUGGAUUUCCUGCGGUCAGCUGUGCAAAUAAGCUUCAAGGCUGCGAACACCAUUGCAACAAUAUUUGCAGACGCCCUGGAUCGAGACUAUGGAGUUUACGCACCAUUUUUGGGUUAUACCUCGUUCGCAGCUGCUACCGUUCAUGUUGUGGGAGCUUUCUCUAAGAAUCAGACCAUUGUCACAACCGCAAAAAAGAAUUUGACAGUCUGCGUAAAGUACCUCACAAAGAUGGCGAGGUUCUGGGGUGUGUUUUAUCCGCUUUGGGAUAAUCUGAGAGAUCAGUAUGAUCUUCAAUCUAGAGCAGCGCAAAGUCCCGGUUCCGUGGAGGUAGAAUCGGGAGAGGAACCUUCGAAUAUUCUGCAGUAUGGUGACUGGUUUACCAGGUUUCCACGAGGAGUCGAUCAGCAGGGGGCCCGACCGGGAGACAACGGAAGGAGUACUGUACCUGGUGAAUCCGAAGUGGUUGAAUCCGCUCUCGUAAAACCCGAAACUUUGGACGAGUUAGUGCGGAAAGACAGUAAUCCAGUGAUGAGGAAAGGGUCAGAUAUGGAGACACCGGAUGAGUUUUUGAAGAAAUUGCAAGAAGCCGCUGCAAUAUCAGCAACGAUGAAGAAAACGAUGAAGAGGAAAGCAGCAGCCUCGACAGCAAAGGCAGCAGGGUCAUCAGUCCAAGGUGUUCAGCAUCCAGUAUCACACGUCCGAACAAGCACUGCUACGAAAACUGAAAAGCCUCUGCAAAAUAUUACAUAUCCAAGACAGUCUAAUCAUCGGCCAGUCAAUGGGGCCCAGCAAACGAGGAGGCAUAGCAGCAGCACAGUUGACCGGCCUUCAUUUCCGAGUCCUCUUGCCACCGAAACAGGGCCAUUUGACAAUCAUUUCCCUCGAUCCGCAAUCGAAACUCGCGGCCCAUUUUCAGCGGCCCAUACCUCGCCUUCAUCUGGAGCAUCAGACAUAUCCCUUCCAAGACAUGAAUUUCCCACAGAUCCCAUACAAGCAGCGGCAGUCCUUGGAGCAGCAGGAGUACCCACCACAGCUGGUUUCCCAAUGCACCAAAUCACAUUCGCGGGAUCAGCUGAUAUACACCAUCAAAAUCAGACAUCGCAUGGGAGUCCGUGGGGUUACCAGGGUGAUCUUCCUGAAGGGUUCCUUGCGACUCCGUCUUGGUUUAGUGGCAAUAUCGGCGAGUUUGGAACCCCUAUGAAUGGAUUUACUGCACCGCACGAAGAGAUGCUUGCGACACAAGAUAAUGGGUGGUUUCUACCAUUCAACUUUAGUCCGCCCGGAACCGAAGGUCUCGAAUUCAAUGCGGGAGGCGGAGGCUUGCAUCAAAUGUUUGAAGGGGUCGUGGGAAGCGGAGACACAGAAAGCGGGACGACUAUUGGCGAUAUCGCGCAUCCAGCCCAAGGAAGUGAUGGGUCACCUGGCAUGGGGUACCAUGGUUGA
This is a messenger RNA of Orbilia oligospora ATCC 24927, 3150 nucleotides long. RefSeq lists its product as uncharacterized. Lineage: Eukaryota; Fungi; Ascomycota; Orbiliomycetes; Orbiliales; Orbiliaceae. Gene Ontology annotation, biological process: regulation of DNA-templated transcription; DNA-templated transcription. Gene Ontology annotation, molecular function: DNA binding; DNA-binding transcription factor activity, RNA polymerase II-specific; zinc ion binding. The record is from RefSeq and is a predicted model, not a curated record. The coding region runs from base 1 to 3150 and encodes 1049 amino acids. The transcript is spliced from 5 exons. Gene Ontology annotation, cellular component: nucleus.